Carcharodon carcharias (great white shark) is the source of this 870-nucleotide messenger RNA. RefSeq lists its product as uncharacterized. The transcript is spliced from 7 exons. The record is from RefSeq and is a predicted model, not a curated record. NCBI's taxonomy places the organism in Eukaryota, Metazoa, Chordata, Chondrichthyes, Lamniformes, Lamnidae. Bases 1 to 870 code for a protein of 289 amino acids.
AUGGAUCUGUUGGAGUAUUUGGUGUCCCAGGAAGGCUUGUUUGGAACUGUUUUUGACUUCUGCAAGUCUGCCAUUCUGUUUAGUCUGCUGACUGUUCUCAGUCUCCUAACCUACUUCGAUGUCCUUGAGAGUUUCAGUCCAUUCCGCUCGCUCUUCGAGGUGGGGAUUCAGUAUAAGAAACGUACAUCGGAGGGCGAUGAUGGGAUGACAGGAGCGCGGCUUUACUCUGAUGAAAAGAAGGAAUCUUCCCUCCAAACACUUUCCUCAGUGGCAGAGAGGGUGAUGCAGCUGGAGUUGGAUCUGUGCACGGACAACAGUGAUCAGAGUCACAAUCCCAAAUACAGAAAGAUAUUUGUGAAGCUGCACCAAGAGAUCCGUCGAGCGGAUGACGUGCUGCAGAGUCUUGGGGCUCGGUGUACUCCAGCCGAGACAGAUUCGGAGAGCCCUCGAAACCAUGAAUUAACCAGGGGCACCAAGGACCUUCCGUUUUCACCAGGAGGCAACACACAGCAGAAUAACACCAAGAUGGGGCACAUGAUAACAGCCAGUGACAGACAGAGGAUUCAGCUCCUGAGCAGCAAGCUUCAGUCAAUGAAAGUAUACACCGAGGAACGGCUGCAGUUAUUGACCAGCUUUGCAAGUUGUUAUGAAUCUUUCCAAUUAUCCUGCAAUCAGCUCCAUAACUGGGUGGUGCGGACCAACAGGUUCCAGGAAUGGAUUCACUCCAUCGCGUGUGAUAGCAAAUCCCUGAUCAUCAUGAACCUCAAUUACGAGAAGAGGAUAGUGGAGGAAAUUGAAGAGAGAGCCCCCCAGCUGCGCAACUGUCAGAGGAGCCUGAGUGAGUGCGUUCAGGUCUUUAAGUACCCCUGA